This is a messenger RNA of Indicator indicator, 3330 nucleotides long. RefSeq names its product ADAM metallopeptidase with thrombospondin type 1 motif 10 (gene ADAMTS10). The record is from RefSeq and is a predicted model, not a curated record. NCBI's taxonomy places the organism in Eukaryota, Metazoa, Chordata, Aves, Piciformes, Indicatoridae. The transcript is spliced from 24 exons. Gene Ontology annotation, biological process: extracellular matrix organization; proteolysis. Gene Ontology annotation, molecular function: metalloendopeptidase activity. Bases 1 to 3330 code for a protein of 1109 amino acids. Gene Ontology annotation, cellular component: extracellular matrix.
AUGGCAAUAGCUUGGAGGCUUCUCACCUGGACUGUCACCUUCACUGCGGCUCUGUGCGGCUCUCCCGGCUACAUGUUCCAGUCACAAGAGGAGUUCCUCUCCAGCCUGGAUCACUAUGAGAUUGCCUUCCCCAUCCAAGUGGACCAGAACGGAGACUUCCUGACCUUCGACAUGCGGCGGCAGCUGAAGCAGCGGCCCCGGCGCAGCCUGGGCUCCCUGCCCUACGAGCCCCCUGAGCAGCAGGUCUUCUACAAAGUCUCUGCCCACCACACCCACUUCCUCCUCAACCUCACCCUGCACUCCAACCUGCUGGCUGAGCACUUCACUGUGGAGUACUGGAAGCGAGAUGGUGUGGACUGGCAGCACGACUUCCACGAGGACUGCCACUACGCUGGCCACCUGCAGGACCAGUACCUCAGCUCUAAGGUGGCCAUCAGCAACUGCAAUGGGCUGCACGGGGUGAUCGUGGCGGAUGAGGAGGAAUACUUUAUCGAGCCACUGAGCCCGGGAGCCAACAUGAGUGCAAGCAGCGAGGGCAAGGGCAGCCCCCACGUCGUCUACAAGAGGUCAUCUCUGCAAUACCCACACAUGGAUGCAGCCUGUGGCGUGCUAGACGAGAAGCCGUGGAAGGGGAGACACUGGUGGCUGAGGUCUCUGAAGCCUUCUCCCCUGAAACCAUCAGGCAACCACAGCCAGAGGGGGCAGCUGCCCCUCAAGAGGUCUGUGAGCACGGAGCGCUACGUGGAGACGCUGGUGGUGGCUGACAAGAUGAUGGUUGGGUACCACGGGCGCAGGGACAUCGAGCAGUACAUCCUGGCCAUCAUGAAUAUUGUUGCCAAACUUUUCCAGGACUCCAGUCUGGGCAAUAUUGUCAACAUCCUGGUGACCAGGCUGAUUCUCCUCACUGAGGACCAGCCCACACUGGAGAUCAACCACCACGCUGGGAAAUCCCUGGACAGCUUCUGCAAGUGGCAGAAAUCCAUUGUGAACAGGAAUGGCAACGGGAAUGCCAUUCCCGAGAACGGGAUCGCCAACCACGACACCGCCGUGCUGAUCACCAGAUACGACAUCUGCAUCUACAAGAACAAACCCUGUGGCACUCUGGGCCUGGCCCCCGUGGGUGGGAUGUGUGAGCGAGAGAGGAGCUGCAGCAUCAACGAGGACAUUGGCCUGGCCACAGCCUUCACCAUCGCCCACGAGAUCGGCCACACGUUUGGCAUGAACCACGAUGGGGUCGGCAACAGCUGCGGCUCCCGCGGCCAGGAGACAGCCAAGCUGAUGGCUGCUCACAUCACCAUGAAAACCAACCCCUUUGUCUGGUCCACCUGCAGCAGGGACUACAUCACCAGCUUCCUGGACUCAGGGCUGGGACUGUGCCUGAACAACGCUCCUCCCAAGCAGGACUUCCUGUACCCGACGGUGGCCCCGGGGCAGGCGUACGACGCCGACGAGCAGUGCCGCUUCCAGUACGGAGUCAAAUCCCGCCAGUGUAAAUACGGGGAAGUCUGCAGUGAGCUGUGGUGUCUGAGUAAGAGCAAUCGCUGCAUAACCAACAGCAUCCCUGCUGCUGAGGGCACCAUCUGCCAGACCAACACCAUUGACAAGGGGUGGUGCUACAAGAGGGAGUGUGUGCCCUUUGGCACCCGCCCAGAGGGUGUGGAUGGUGCCUGGGGAAUGUGGUCCUCCUGGGGAGAGUGCAGCAGGACGUGUGGUGGAGGAGUCUCCUCGUCCGUUCGCCACUGCGACAGCCCACGGCCAACCAUCGGAGGGAAGUACUGCCUGGGCGAGCGGAAGCGUUACCGCUCCUGCAACACCGACGACUGCCCCCCAGGCUCCCAGGACUUCCGUGAGCUGCAGUGUGCCGAGUUCGACAACGUCCCCUUCCGAGGGAAGUACUACAGCUGGAAGACCUACAGGGGAGGGGGUGUCAAAGCCUGCUCCCUCAACUGCCUGGCCGAGGGGUUCAACUUCUACACGGAACGAGCAGCAGCUGUGGUGGAUGGGACGCCCUGCAGGCAGGACUCCAACGACAUCUGUGUCAAUGGGGAGUGCAAGCACGUGGGCUGUGACCGUGUGCUGGGCUCUGACUCCAAGGAGGACAAGUGCCGUGUGUGUGGGGGAGAUGGCAGCUCCUGUGAGACCAUCGAGGGUGUCUUCAACCAGUCCCUGCCUGAGGGAGGUUACGAGGAGGUGAUCCAGAUCCCCAAGGGCUCCGUCCACAUCGACAUCAGGGAGCUGAACCUCUCCAUCAACUACCUAGCACUGAGAAGGGAGGGAGGAGAGUUCUACAUCAAUGGGAAGCUCUCCAUCGACCCUCCGCGCCGCUUUGACAUCGCAGGCACAACCUUCCACUACAGGAGAUCCCCCGAGGAGCCUGAGUCCCUGGAAGCCUUGGGGCCCACCAACAUCACCCUCUUUGUCAUGGUGCUGGUGCGGACGGAGCUGCAGGGGAUCCGCUACAAGUUCAAUGCCCCUGUGGGGAGGGACAGCUCCAACCUCUACUCCUGGCACUACACCCCAUGGACCAAGUGCUCUGUGCUGUGUGCAGGGGGCAGCCAGGUCCAAUCUGUGGUGUGCAAGAAAGCCUCUGAUGGCUCAACUGUCCUCAGCCACUUCUGCAGCCCCCAGAACAAACUGCCGGAGCGGCAGCGGCUGUGCAACACUGAGCCCUGCCCCCCAGCCUGGGUGAUUGGGAACUGGUCCGAAUGCAGCCGGAGCUGCAACGAAGGCGUCCGCACGCGCAGCGUCUUCUGCAGGCGCAGGAUCUCUGCUGCUGAGGAGAAGACCUUGGAUGAUGCUUCCUGCAGCCAGCCACGGCCAAAGAUGCUUGAGCCUUGCAAUAACCAGACCUGCCCUCCAGAGUGGGUGGCUCUGGACUGGUCUGAGUGCACCCCUAGCUGUGGGCCAGGCUUCCGGCACCGCAUUGUGCUCUGCAAGAGUGGUGACCACGGAGCCACCCUGCCCACCUCCCAGUGCAGCCAAGCCCCCAAGCCCCCCACCAGCAUCAGGUGCAACCUGCGGCGCUGCCCCCCACCCCGCUGGGUGCCUGGCGAGUGGGGAGAGUGCUCUGCGCAGUGUGGCCUCGGCCAGCAGCGGAGAUCCGUCCAGUGCCUGGCUCACACCGGGCAGCCGUCCAGCGACUGCGUGGAGACCCUGCAGCCAGCCAGCAUGCAGCAGUGUGAGACCAAGUGUGAAUCAGGACCUACAGACAACCCUGAAGAGUGCAAAGAUGUGAACAAGGUGGCCUACUGCCCACUGGUGCUGAAGUUCAAGUUCUGCAGCAGGACCUACUUCCGACAGAUGUGCUGUAAAACCUGCCAGGGGCACUAG